AAUUAAUCAAAGUCCUGUCAUUCUAUUCUAUUAUAUUGUAUUCUUGUAUCAGCGCACUGCCCAACCGUCAUAAUGACAAUCAAAGUCUUCGUUACCGGAGCCACAGGCUACAUCGGCGGUGACGUCUUGUACCAUCUACAUCAGAGAUAUCCGGAUUUCGAAUAUGCGCUGCUUAUCCGCUCCCAGGAAAAAGCAAAGAAGGUGCUCUCUAGCUACCCGAAAGCCCGGAUCGUCAUUGGCGCCAACGACGAUUCUGCAUUACUGGAGCGUGAAGCCGCAUGGGCUGAUUUUGUCAUCCACACUGCCGACUCAUCAGAUCAUGACGGUGCUGCGAAGGCUAUAGCCAAAGGGCUCGUGCAGGGUCAUUCCGCCUCGCGACCUGGAUUCUGGUUGCACACAGGUGGAACUGGGAUUCUGACGUACUUUGACUCGGAAGUCAAGAAGACGUUUGGAGAGGCGGAUGACAAGGUAUUCAAUGACCUUGAAGGCAUCAACGAGCUAAUUAACCUACCUGCGGCGGCGUUCCACCGCAACGUGGAUGAGAUCGUCCUUAACACCGGUAUCGAACAUGCCGAUGCGGUCAAGACGGCUAUUAUCUGCCCACCUACGAUCUAUGGUGAGGGCCGUGGACCGAUCUCUGGUCGCGGACGACAGGUCUAUGAACUUGCUUCGUUUGUUCUGAAAGAGCAGUACUGCCCUCGCAUUGGGAAGGGUCUUUCUCGGUGGAAUAACGUCCAUGUCCGUGAUUUGAGCAGGGUGUUUGAGCUGCUGGUACAGGCUGCAAUGGAUCCGUCUUCCAAAGAUGACCCCGAGAUCUGGGGAGCGCAUGGUUACUAUUUCACGGAAAAUGGUGAGCAUGUCUGGGGCGAUUUGUCCGUAGCCGUUGGCGAGGAAGCCUUUAAGCAAGGGUAUAUCAAGGGCGGCGGGGCUCCCGAGCUUCGAGACUGGUCGAUUGAUGAGGCUGUCAAUUCAUCGGCGGGAUUUGAGGCGGCGAGCUGGGGUAUGAACUCGCGUGGUGUGGCUGCGCGAGCGAAGAAAGUCCUUGGUUGGCAGCCGCAGGAGCGAAGUCUGAGCGAUGAGUUGCCAGAUAUCAUUCGGUCCGAGGCAGCUAGAAUGGGAGUUUAAUAUGUUGCAGGUGUGAUAGGCACACCAUUUUACAAGGGGCUAUUUGUGAUUGCUAGAUAUGAUCCCUACCUCUUAUUGAGACUUGAAGGCGAACCGCAUUCCUAUAGAUGAUCCAUACAGCUACUAUGUAAAUUAGAAAU
This is a messenger RNA of Aspergillus pseudotamarii, 1265 nucleotides long. Its product is annotated as NAD(P)-binding protein. NCBI's taxonomy places the organism in Eukaryota, Fungi, Ascomycota, Eurotiomycetes, Eurotiales, Aspergillaceae. The record is from RefSeq and is a predicted model, not a curated record. The coding region runs from base 73 to 1125 and encodes 350 amino acids. The transcript has 2 exons.